AUGGAUCAGGCCAUUUUUCAUAAAGCCAAGACCUCCCCUGAUGCGAUUGCCGUUGUUGAAGGUGAUAUCAGGUUGACAUUUGCCGGGCUGGUUUCAGAGUCCCAGAAGCUGGCUUCUAUGCUUCAUGCAAAGGGUACAUCUAUGGAGGAGCCAUUCGGUAUCCUACUAGCACCUGGAAUCAAUCUGGUGAUCGCCCAGUUUGCGACUAUCCUCGCUCAAGGCACUUGUGUUCCGGUGGACCCAAAAACACCGAAAUUGCGGCUGAAAAGCAUGUUCCGCGAUGUUGGAGUCAGGCACAUCAUUGUGGAAGAAGGUAGUGAAUACGAAUUAGAUGACAUUGUCUACAUCUUCCUUGGAAAUAUUAGGAAGAAGAAAUGUGACUUACAACAUGAGGAUGAUCCCACUACCUUUACGCCCCGGUUUAUCUCCAAAACCCACCGCACCCACAUCCUGUUCACUUCAGGCUCGACAGGAAAACCAAAGCCUGUUCAGAUCAGUGCCCGGAAUAUAAUGCACCUCGCUACCAACACCCCGAUAACUCCGCUAUCCCCCAAUUAUAAAGUUGCCCAUUUUAACAACCCUGGAUUUGAUCUUAGCCUCUUUGAAGUCUGGGUUACGCUUAUCUCCGGGGCAACAAUUGUGACUAUCAAAAAGGAAAUCGUGCCAGACCCUGCUGCCCUCAAACCAUUCCUCGAUUUCCAUAAGGUGACUGUUAUGAUCCUUUCAGUGGCGUUGAUGGAGACACUCGUUUUUGGAGAUCCUUCAAUCUUCUGCAACCUAAAGCACGUACUUAGUGCCGGUGAUGUUGCCAGUGUCAAGGCAAUGCGUGCGAUGUGCCCUCGUCCCGAGAACAUCUGGAACACGUACGGCCCCACCGAAUGUACCACCCUCGCAACAGCCCUCCUUGUUACCGAGGAGGAGUUAAAAAGGGAUCGAAUUAGCAUUGGCCGGGCCGUCGGGGAUAUGAAAGUUUACUUGUUGGACGAGAACCUGAAACCUAUCCAUAGGAGUGGAACACGGGGAGAAAUUUGCAUUUCUGGUCCACAACAAUCUGCUGGCUAUCUGAACAUGCCUGUUGAGACUGAAACGAACUUUAUAUAUGUCAAAAAUGUCGCGCUUGGUCUUAAAACGCGUCACACAAGGGAAGAUGCUUCUCGUUUGUAUCGAACGGGAGACUACGCAGAGUGGCGACCUAGCUCAGAACUUUUGGAAUUCCUCGGACGCAGUGAUCGACAAGUCAAACAUAAUGGGUUUCGAGUAGAGCUCUCAGAGGUCGAAAGACAUUUUCUACUUCACGAAGACGUGGAAAGCGUGGCGGUGGUCCAUGUAUCAUCAGUGACUGAUCAUAGAACGUCGCACCUUGUCGCGUUUAUCAGGGCAAAGGCAGGCGGAGACUUAAGAGUGGAAGAUUUGUCUGCAUUUGCCCGCGAACAACUACCUCUCUACAUGGUGCCUGACAGUAUUGAGCUGAUUGAUGAUCUCCCCUUGACAUCCAAUGGCAAGCUUGAUCGUCAAGCUUUGAAGGAAAGGUACCUACGGAAGCCAAGUCAUGAUACGGUCGAGCGACGCGUCGAAAACGGCAAGCCAACCACCAAAUCCACGAUACAAAGGCUGUGGAAAAAUAUUCUACCCCGGUCAAGAUGCGAAGACGAAGAUGACUUUGUUGAACAAGGCGCAAGCUCCCUGCAAAACGCUACUCUUAUUUCGCUGAUACAGAAGCAUCUUGAUUGUCCAAUCUCUAUGGAAAAGUUCCUUCAGAAUACACGGCUUCGAGAUCUAGUAUCUUUGGUAGAUCAAGCGCCCAAAUGCGAGACAGCCGCCUACACAUCUGAUGAAACCGAGGUGUGGAUCAGAGAUGUUGAUUUAGCUGACCAAAUUGAGCUGGUUCCAAAUUGGACUGCUGAAGAGGAGGGUCGGGUUUUUCUCACGGGUGCGACUGGAUUCGUAGGAGCAAACCUCCUCCGCCAUCUCAUCGAUAUGCCAGCCGUCAAGCAAGUUGCCUGCUUAGCACGAAGGCAAGGGUCUCUCAGUGGAGCUGACCAUAUUCAAGCAACACUGGAGCAGUACGACCUGUGGCCAACAUCUUUGCAGCUUAUUCAGAAGAUUAUCGUCCUGGAAGGCGAUAUGACGGACGAGAAUCUGGGAUUAGGCCCUGAACGGUUCACGUGGCUCACCAACUGGACCUCAGUGGUCUUUCAUCUAGGCGCCAAGGUGAACUUCUGUGAGACAUAUGCCGCCCAUUAUGACUCGAAUGUACUUGGAACAAAGCAUGUUCUCCGUGUGGCUGCCCUUGGACGUCGUAAAGCAUUUCAUUACAUGUCGAGCAUUGAUGUCUGGGGACCGACUGGGUUUAUUUUAGGAACUCGUCGGGUAAUGGAGGAUGGACCUCUUCAUCCUCAUAUACAGUGCCUUCGGUACGACCUCGGAUACUCAGCUAGUCAGUGGACUGCGGAGCAAAUGGUUCGCCGAAUGCGAGACCGCGGUCUGCCAGUUGCUAUAUACCGGCCCGGAUACAUCAUCGGUGAUAGCAAAACUGGCGCCAUGAACCCGAACGAUUUUUUCUCUCGGCUCAUCGUAGGAUGUAUCCAGAUUGGCUCUUUCCCAGAUCUACAGCAGAACUUGGAGUUUUGCACUAUUGACUAUGUGAUUCCUGCCAUGGUACACAUUGCCACAUCGAAUGAGAAUCUAGGCCGCUCGUACAGUCUUCUCUCCCCCGAUCCCGCAGUAUCCAUCAGUGUCCGCGAGACAUGUGGCGUUAUCCAGGAAGCGGGGUAUCCAGUUAAGCUGGUGAAGUAUUCCAAGUGGGUGGACGAAGUAGUUGCAGGACAACUACCAGAUGGACCACUGGCUCCAUUGAUGCCCAUGUUUGAAGAGAAGGUUCUAGGGGAACUCACGCGUUGGGAAGCAAGCCAAAACACACCAAUCUAUGAUUCGACUAAUGCGGCAAAUGUGCUUAAAGAGCGUCCGGAUAUUCGAUAUAAGCCCUUGGAUCCCACACUUCUCAAGUUGAUGAUUUCAUUUUGGAACCGAAAGGGGCUCUAUCAAAUUUGA
Molecule: messenger RNA, 3051 nt
Organism: Aspergillus udagawae
Lineage: Eukaryota; Fungi; Ascomycota; Eurotiomycetes; Eurotiales; Aspergillaceae
Product: non-ribosomal peptide synthetase
Exons: 1
Coding region: 1-3051 (1016 amino acids)
Source: RefSeq, a predicted model, not a curated record